GUGUGUGUGUAUGUGCGUGUAUGCAUGUGGUAUCCAUCAGGACACGCCUUCCUUUUACAGUUCUGAUUUUUUUUUUGCAAACUUCGGUUUAGUCGGCCUCGAGAUUUCAUCUGCGCUGCCUGCUCCCACGAACACAGAGACCAUGACUGAGGAAACGCCAGCAGGGACUCCUGCAGGAGACUCUGGGCCAGAUGAAGGGGCCCCCCCUCCUCAGGGGGGGGAUCAGCCGAGGGGGAAGUGGGGCAACAAAAUGGAGUUCAUCUUCUCCAUGGCUGGGGAAAUUAUUGGCCUUGGGAAUGUUUGGCGUUUCCCUUUUCUGUGCUAUAAAAACGGAGGAGGUAUCUUCUUCAUCCCUUACUUUGUGUUCCUCUUCUUCUGUGGCAUCCCCGUCUUCUUCCUGGAGACGGCGUUGGGCCAGUACACCAGCGAGGGCGGGGUGACCGCCUGGAGGAAGAUAUGCCCCAUGUUCCAGGGGGUGGGCAUUGCUUCCCAGGUGAUUGUGGCCUAUCUGAACAUCUACUACAUCGUGGUGUUGGCCUGGGCCAUCUUCUACCUGUAUAACUCCUUCAAAAGUCCCUUGCCCUGGUCUACGUGUGACAAUUGGUGGAACACUGAGCGAUGUCACAGCCGCUCCGGCGUCUUCGCCAACCCGCAUUUGUUUGGACCUGGCUCCAACUGGUCCUUCCUCAACAACGUCUCUGACGAUCUUCACGGCGCCGCCGACACGGAUCAAGGGCAAUACUCGCGUGGCAGGUCAUCGGAAGAGGAGUUCUGGCUGUUCCGUGUGUUGAGGAUGACAGGUGACAUGUCCCUGGGGCGGGUCAACUGGGACCUGGCACUGUGUCUCCUGCUUGCCUGGAUUGUUUGUUACUUCUGCAUCUUUAAGGGAAUUAAAUGGACAGGGAAGGUGGUGUACUUCACUGCUACAUUCCCCUACCUCAUGCUGUUCAUCCUCUUCAUCCGGGGAGUGACGCUCCCAGGAGCCGGGGACGGACUCAGAUAUUACCUCACGCCUGACCUAAGCAGGAUUUAUGAUCCACAUGUAUGGCAUGACGCAGGGACCCAGGUGUUCUUCUCCUACGCCGUGUGUCAGGGAGUACUGACCGCCCUGGGCAGCUACAACAAGUACAACAACAACUGCUAUCGGGAUUGCAUGGCACUGUGUUGCCUGAACAGCGCCACCAGUAUCUUUGCUGGUUUCGUGGUGUUCUCGGUGCUGGGAUUCAUGGCUCAGGACAUGGGCAUGUCCAUGGAGGAUGUCGUUUCUUCCGGUCCCGGUCUGAUCUUCUUGACGUACCCGAGGGCUCUGUCCUUGCUGCCCGGCUCCUCCUUCUGGUCUGUGCUCUUCUUCCUCAUGAUCCUCUUCCUGGGCCUGGACAGUCAGUUUGUGUGCGUGGAGAGCAUGGCCACGGCCCUCACGGACCUGUUCCCGCAUCGCCUCAGGAGGCCGGGCCGCAGAGAGCUGCUGACCCUGGUCAUAGCCGUUGUGUGUUUUCUGUUGGGGCUGACGCUCAUCACCGAGGGAGGGAUAGUCGUCUUCCAGCUCAUUGACUACUAUGGUGCUAGUGGAAUCACUCUACUCUUUAUAGCCUGUUUUGAGACCAUUGUCAUUGGAUGGGUGUAUGGUGCGGACCGUUUCUAUGACAACAUUGAGGACAUGAUUGGGUACCGACCGUCCCCCGUGCUGAAGUACUGCUGGUUGUUCAUCACGCCCCUCGUCUGUGGGGUCACAUUGAUGUAUGAAGUUAUAAAUUCCCACCGCCUCACCGUGUAUGACCACGUGAUCAGUAACUGGGGCGCAGUUUUGGGCUCCCUCCUUAUCCUCGCUCCACUCAUCUGCAUCCCGGUAUUCGUGCUGGUGUCACUGUGUAAGAACCCUCUCAACAUGAGCACCCCGUCGGGGGAUCUGCGGCAGGCUCGGCCGAACAGGCCGCUGCUCACGCUGUGCGGACGCGUCAUCUUCGAGGGGCACGCGGCGGAGAACAAAGACGGCGUGAUGAUGGUGGAACCCGGCGAGGUUUGAUGGCGACGACGUUGCGGCGCAUGAAGGUCACCAUUCGGACACAACUACAAGUGUUUACACGUUACACAUAUUCAGGGACAGUUGUGCGUUUUUUCAUGUUGUGCUGUUUUUCUUGGUACAUUAGUAUUGACCUUUUUUCUAAAUGAUGAAUAAUAAUGCAAAAGUCCCACAAAAAUGUAUAUUUUUAUAAACACCAUUUAGCCUAUACUGUAAGUGGCUUAAAAAUGUCUUUGUUCACAGAUUCAGUCUCCUCAAGAAGACCUUCUAGCAGACUUUGAUGUGUAAAAAAAGAUGGUUUUCCCCUUUAAAAACCCGCAGCUGGAGCAUUGGAAUCAGUGCCGUGUUUUACCCGCGGUUGCAAAUUUUAGAAGCAUUUUGUCUGAUGCAGUUAAACCUCUGACAUCCUACAUCGUUGAUCUAAUCCAGUGGUUCUCAACUGGUCUGGCUCCGGGACCCACCAUCACCACUUAAUGACGAGCCGCGACCCAAAUCUCAACUUCUCAAAUUUAUUCAAAAUCAAAUUCAUAAGCUGAAUUUUAUAUUUUAUAUUCAGAAUGUUUAAUUAAAGGCCCACCGGGUCCCGACCCACCAGUUGAGAAUCACUGAUAUAAUCAAUGCAAAAUACAAUUAUUUUUCUCUCCAAUGGUGCUUUCAUGUCCAUUGCGGGUGUGGACACUGCUCGGUUUACUUUAGGAUGCAUCUAUAAAGUCAUGAUAUAAGUCACAUUAGCAAUGGACCUCAUUAAUCUCAUUAAACAUAUCCCCAUGCUUAA
Pungitius pungitius (ninespine stickleback) is the source of this 2795-nucleotide messenger RNA. RefSeq names its product sodium- and chloride-dependent betaine transporter-like. Gene Ontology annotation, molecular function: gamma-aminobutyric acid:sodium:chloride symporter activity. The transcript is spliced from 16 exons. The coding region runs from base 11 to 2023 and encodes 670 amino acids. The record is from RefSeq and is a predicted model, not a curated record. Gene Ontology annotation, biological process: sodium ion transmembrane transport. Gene Ontology annotation, cellular component: plasma membrane. Lineage: Eukaryota; Metazoa; Chordata; Actinopteri; Perciformes; Gasterosteidae.